This is a messenger RNA of Closterium sp. Naga37s-1, 1386 nucleotides long. Lineage: Eukaryota; Viridiplantae; Streptophyta; Zygnematophyceae; Desmidiales; Closteriaceae. The record is from the annotation of a GenBank genome assembly.
AUGGAAUGCCCAGACUGUAGUUCGGGGCCUUUCUACGUGUAUUCUGCUCUAGAAUCGCAUAGAGGUAGUGCGGCUUGCAGAAUAGCUGCUGCAUCCAGAGGCGCAGAGGCGUCAGAUUCCCCACCAAUCCAACCCCCCGCUCAAUGUCGGCGCGUGUGGAGUCCUUCCAGCAGUGAAAACGUAUUCGUACCACCUACGUUUGAUGAGCCAGCCGAUGAGGACGGUGUGGAAGCGGCAGCCGCUCGUGCCGCCGAUGAUCCGGAGGCAUUCAUGGCAUGCAUGAGUGACUCGAAUGGGAUAGCGGAAGUUUCUCAGAUUCCCAACGGAUCUAAUCCGCGCCCCGCAGCUCCAUUCUCCUUCAAGGACGAAUUGGCACGCUGGAUUCUCCAAGAGCGUAUAUCUCAACGUUCGCACACUACCUCUCUCCCUGCUAUCCAUUCUGCGAUUCCUGGCUCUCCCUACCUCUCCCUCACCAUCCUGAUGCAUUUCCAGCACAUCCUCUCUCUCCCGGCUAUGCCCGCCUCUCCCAACCUCUCUCUCACCGUCCUCAUUCACUCUUUCUCUCUCCCUGCUAGUCAUUCUGCCAAGCCCGCCUCUCCCAACCUCUCCCUGCUCCCCAUUCUGCUAUACCACAACCUCCCUGCCAUCCCUUCUCUCUCCUGCGCUUCCCUCUCGCGCCUUGCCCCACAUUCUGGUUUUCCAGUCCCUCUCUACCACUCCCUGCCAUUCCUUCUCUCUCCUGCGCUUCCCUCUCGCGCCUUGCCCCGCAUUCUGGUUUUCCAGUCCCUCUCUACCUCUCCCUGCCAUUCCUUCUCUCUCCUGCGAUUCCUUUUCGCGCCUUGCCCCCCAUUCUGGUUUUCCAGUCCCUCUCUACCUCUCCCUGUCAUUCCUUCUCUCUCCUGCGCUUCCCUCUCGCGCCUUGCCCCGCAUUCUGGUUUUCCAGUCCCUCUCUACCUCUCCCUGCCAUUCCUUCUCUCUCCUGCGAUUCCUUUUCGCGCCUUGCCCCCCAUUCUGGUUUUCCAGUCCCUCUCUACCUCUCCCUGCCAUUCCUUCUCUCUCCUGCGCUUCCCUCUCGCGCCUUGCCCCGCAUUCUGGUUUUCCAGUCCCUCUCUACCUCUCCCUGCCAUUCCUUCUCUCUCCUGCGCUUCCCUCUCGCGCCUUGCCCCGCAUUAUGGUUUUCCAGUCCCUCCCUUCCUCUCCCUGCUACACUCUCUGAGUUUCCAGCCCCUGGGUCACAACGACCUGUCCCUACCCCUUCUUUUCUCUCCUGCACUUCCCUUUCUCUCCCUGCCACACUCUCUGAAUUUCCAGCCCCUCGUAAACCUGUCCUUGCUCCACUGUAUCGCCCCUGCCAUUCCCUCUCUCUCCCUGCCCUUCCUUGCGUGA